Messenger RNA from Meloidogyne enterolobii, 442 nucleotides. Lineage: Eukaryota; Metazoa; Nematoda; Chromadorea; Rhabditida; Meloidogynidae. The record is from the annotation of a GenBank genome assembly.
UUUUUUUUUAAUUUUUGAAAUGUUCCGAGUAAAUUCUGUUCUUCAAUCUAUUCCAAAAAUUUUCAAUUCUUUUGUUAGAAGAGCCAGCGUCAAUAGAGGAUUAGAUGAAAAAUCUGAAAAAAAUGAAAUUGAUCAAAUUACAGAAAUGGUUCCAAUAGAAAAAAGGUCGUUAUCUCGUGGAGCAAUGCUUAAUAAAUUUGAGAAGGAUUUUAUGAUUUUUCCUGAAUAUUUGGAGUUGGCAGAAAUUGUAAAUAUAAAAUCAUAUGUCGGGAAACUUGGUGAUGAUCUUGAUAAAACAAGUUUGUUUAUUUUAGAGUAAAAGUCCUUCGAGGCUUUCUGGACGUCUUCGACUUCUUUUAAUAAUUUUUUCGGGGAAUAAUAGAACCUUUAGUAAUUUCCCCCUUAAGGUUCUCUUGACGUCCUUGAAAUCAUUUUUGGGGUA